Messenger RNA from Acanthaster planci (crown-of-thorns starfish), 9582 nucleotides. It is a transcript of the gene lrrc9, whose product is annotated as leucine rich repeat containing 9. Gene Ontology annotation, molecular function: protein binding. NCBI's taxonomy places the organism in Eukaryota, Metazoa, Echinodermata, Asteroidea, Valvatida, Acanthasteridae. The record is from RefSeq and is a predicted model, not a curated record.
GAUCGGACUAGUCAUGGCUGUGAUGCACUGGCACUUGGCCCACAUGACUCAACUAGUCCAUACCAUGGAGAAAAGAGACAAGUGUUAUGCCAAUGGAGUCAAACUAAGCAAGCUUUCCCAAGGAGGUGAUGAUACAGUAACAUCAUUGGAGAUGUUUUUCUCUGGUUACCAAAGUAUCACAGGAAUGAAAUUCUUCCCGAACUUGACUAUGCUAAUUCUAAUGGGACAAGAAAUUGCUAAGAUUGAAGGACUUUCAACCUGCAACCACUUGAAAGAGUUGUGGAUUUGUGAAUGUAAAGUCAAGGUGAUUGAAGGAUUGACUGCAUGCAGGAAGCUGGUUAUCCUACACCUGUAUAGUAAUUGUAUCAGCCGAAUCACCAACAUCGGUCAUCUCAAAGAUCUUGAAGUCCUUGAUUUGGCUGAAAACAUUAUUGCUAAUAUCGAGGGGACUGGUGCACUUGUUCAACUUCGUAGCCUGAAUUUAGCAGCCAACAGAAUUGAGAAAAUAGGGCAUUCUUUAGAUGUUAACAGCAACUUGGAAGUGUUAAACCUGUCCGGGAACAACAUCAGCUCAUUUAGAGAACUUACUCACUUGAUAAGGCUUCCGAAGCUGAAACAUUUGGGCUUAAAGGACCCAUUGUAUGCUCCAAACCCUGUGUGCUUCCUGUGUAACUAUUCAACACAUGUUCUGUUUCACCUGCCCUUCCUUGAGAGAUUGGACUCGUAUGAUGUUUCCAGUAAGAGUCUGAGAGAAAUGGCAGAGGCUACAGUUGUGAAAAAGAAGAUGUACUACAAUAUGCGCAUCAAAACACUUCAGCGUAUACAAGCAGACAUGAUACAUCGCAUCACUCGAGAGAAGCGGCAUCUUACACAUGGCACCAAGGACAGACUGAGAACUCUAAGCUUUAAAAUUAAAGAGAUUCAAAGAUACAUAACAGAAGCUGGAAGUUCCACAGUGACUGUCAGGGGGACCAACUGGGAGUUUGAAGAGGAGGAACAAGUUGGAAGUGGAACUGAAAGUGAAACCCAAGAUAUGAUGCAAACCACUGCAUCUAUUGUCAGUAGGCUUCAGAGCAAGUUACAAGCUUUAGAGGAUCGCAAACUAACUUGCACACAAAUCCUUCAGGAGAUGGAUACAUAUUGCAAUGAAGCAGUUUUACAUGUAAAACAUUCCACAAGGAUUUCCUGUAAAAGAUUGGUUGCUGAGCUUGAAAGUGGAGGAAAUGUCAGAUUUGAAGAAGGCCAUUCAGCAAAUGCAUGGUUCUCAUCUUGUCAUGACCUUAUCCUCUCACGGUUCUGUGCUGCUGAUUUCAAAGUCCACAACAUAGUUGGUAUCAAGAUUCACACUAUCACCAGAGUUCACAACAGAAUGCUGCAAUAUCGCUUUGAUAACAAGCUGAGUGCCAGUGUUGAGGAAGAGGAGUCACUUACUGUAAGCAGAGCGCCAACACUCAAGAGACUUCAGGAGUACUUGUUCUUUGUUUGGGACCCUGAUUUACCAGGUGGAGAAGAUGAGCCAAUGAAGAUCCUUGAAGAAGGGCCUUUGGACGGUGAAACAUAUCGUCAACUUGGUCUUGAUGGGGCAAUACCUCUGUCUAACAGCCUGAGCUUGUGUGAUAAACCAAGGAUAGAAUCAGCCAUCAACAAGGCAGUGAAAGGGCCAUGCCUAGACCCAUGCCCAUUUAGAUUUGGCCAGUUGGUGGUGUGUAAGGUCUACUUGGGAAGGAGUCUUCCUGCCUUGGAUGUGAAAAUGAAGAUAACCAAGCAGUUAUAUCCAAAUGCUGACUCGGUUUUCCGUCCCAAGAACUUCAGUCUUGAAGAGAAUCAGCCACAGUGUGAAUGUUUUGCUCGACAGUGUGAAUGGUUCAUCUUUGACCAUGAACUUGUACUUCCAGAAUAUGUCAUUGACUUUGAGUACAUGACAAAGGAGAAACCACCUUCUCCAUUUAUUGAUGUGAGUAAUGCCAAAGCAGAGGAACAGAAGCUGAAUGAUCAGAGUAUUGACACUGAUGUAUUGAAUUUGGACCCAGUAAUUCAACUAAAGCCACGGUUGGUUUCUUUAACUGAAGAUAUCUUGCUGCAAAUAAGUGGUGCAAGAUCCCUUACCUCAAUCACAGUUCUUAAUCUUCAUGGCAAUGGAUUAACCAAGCUGAAGUACGUAUCAUUGCUGACAUCCCUGCAGAAGUUGAUUGUCAGUUUUAACGAGUUGUCCAAGCUGGAAGACUUGGCACACAUGCCACAAUUGGAGCUGAUUGAUGCAAGUUUCAACAAGCUUUACACGUUGGAUGGAUUCAGAGGUAUGAGUAAAUUGAAGUGCCUGGACAUUAGCUGGAAUGAGCUGACAAACAUGAAAGAUGACUUGUCAAUUUUAAGGAAACAUGCAACAGGUUUAACCUGCCUCGACCUGAGAUAUAACAAAUGGCAAAAGCCUGAUGGUGUUAGACUACGUACCAUAGGACGCCUCAAAUCCUUAUCCAUGCUUGAUGGACAGGCAGUCACUGAAAGUGAAGCUACUGCAGCUUUGAGAAUGGCUGCUGGGUCUCGCGUGUCACAAGUAUCUCUGCUUGCCCAUACGAGGACUGAUACCAUUAGGCCAAGAAGUCUCAGCCUAGCAUCCUGUGCUCAACUCUUGACACAGAUAAGUCGUCAGAAGCCAGAUAGAUUAAGUGAGAAUGAUGGCAACUGGUACAGUAAGGUAACCACCCUUAAUUUGGAUGGCCAGCAUAUAAGUAAAUUGUCCAAUUUGGAGAGACUAGUGAAUCUUCGAUGGGCUUCUUUCAGUGAUAAUGACCUAACGAAGAUAGAAGGUUUGGAUGAAUGCAUUCAACUGGAGGAACUUGCUCUUGAGGAUAACUGCAUUUAUAAACUGGAAGGCAUUAGUAAACUGACUAAGCUGCACACACUGAACCUCAGCUUUAAUAAUAUAUGCACACUUGAAGGAGCAGGAUUUGACAGGUUGACUCAACUCCAGUGUUUAACCAUCAGUAACAACAGAAUUGGAUCUCUCAAUGGCCUGGCACAUGUAAUGUCUCUGUUGGAGUUGUACAUCGGGAAUAACCUUAUCCAAAAUAUCCGAGAGAUUUUCAGUCUAAAGCAUCUUCCCAACUUUGUUAUUCUGGAUCUGUUUGGAAAUCCUGUAGCAUCAGCAGAAAAUUACAGGCUGUUUGUGGUGUAUCAUCUCAGGACAUUGAAAGCUUUGGAUGGCACUGCAGUGGAAUCCUCUGAAGGUGGAACUGCGAAGGAUAAAUUUGGUGGCAGGUUGACACAAGACUUUGUAGCAGAGAAACUGGGUCACUCAAACUUUCACGAAGUGCGGGAGCUAGACUUUCCUCAAUGUGCUUUUCGGCAGAUUGAUCUUGGGACAGGGGAGCACUUCAUAAACCUAAGAAGUGUGAACUUGGAGCAUAACAGUCUGCAGUCUUUCAGUGGCCUUGUGUACUUGUUGAACCUCAGGGUAUUAUGUUUGAAUCACAAUCACAUCGAGUGCAUUCUUCCACGUCCAAAGGCUUGUGUAAGUAAAGGAUUCUCAAGAGGAUUAAAAGAUGAUCUAACAGAUGUAUAUAGUCCGGGCAAUUUCACACCUAUUCUGGAAAACCUGGAAGUGCUACACCUGGGAUAUAAUGGAAUCACUGAUCUGGUCAAGCUUCAAAUCAGCAGAUUACCAUCUCUUAAGGCACUCUUCUUACAAGGAAAUGAGAUCAGCAAAGUAGAAGGUCUUGAUAGUUUACAAGAUCUCAGAGAGAUAGUGUUGGAUCGUAACAGAGUAAAGGAGCUCACAGAAUAUUCUUUCAUGAAUCAGUGGAACUUAGUGGAGCUCCACAUGGAAGAAAAUAGACUUCGUAAUUUAUCCCACUUGCAGUACCUCGAGAACCUUCAAAGGCUUUAUCUUGGAAGUAACAGAAUACAGGAUGUCUGUGAUCUGGAGAAACUUGAGGCCUUGCCAAAUCUCAUUGAGCUAUCUGUCAUCAGCAAUCCUGUAUCCAGAAGAUUGAUGCACCGUCCAAUGCUUGUAUUCAGACAACCCAACUUAUUGUGUAUUGAUGGUAUACCAGUGAGCUCAGAAGAGAGGACUAAAGCAGAGAUGUAUUUUCUUGAGCAGCAGCCUUCAACCUCGGGGACUUCCACACAGGAAACAAGCUUGCCAGGUAUUUCACCAUACAAAAACCAGGCAGCCCCAGUAAAAAUCACAAAUGUACAGCUCCAAGGGGCAUCAAUGGACAGAUUCAAUUGGGGCCAGCCUACCCAGCAUUCAACAGUCGAAGAGCAAAUGGGGUACCCACAAGACAGUUUGAGAGCUCCAAACAGAAGGCAGCGUUCUGUGCCAUCAGAUACGACCAUGUCCCCAACCACCAGUGGGGUGAGAGCAGUGCUGUCCAGCCACAUUCAAGGUCAUUCUAGGACCCAGUAUCAACCUCAGCAUCAAGUGCCAUAUGUACCUCAUCAGGGACACUACCAAGGAGGUGCUUCUCGUGAUGACGGAGGGGGUAAAGGUCUACUAAAAUGAGUGGAGACAUCACACGUCAUGACUGUGCUGUUUUCUACCUGUGACUUAACUCAGACCAUAGAAAAAUGGCAAAAUUGACAAUGGCUCAAAUUCUUCAGUUACAUAUAUUCAUGGCAAUUUCUUGGCUUGUGUCCCCAGAUUAUAAUAGGAAGCCAGGUUUGGUGCAUCAAUUUGAAAACAUUUUGUGCGAACAUGAUGUUGCAGGUCACUUACAUACUGUCUGCCAAUUAUCACUCACAUGUCCUACUAUUUAUUAGCAUAGUCUGUUGCUGCCUAAUUGCCUCCUGUGAUAGCGUUUUAUCUGGAGAUAGCACCCCAUAAUAUUGGUGGUUUGUGAUCAUGGAAUAAAUCACAGGGAAGCCUUGGAACCAAGAGUAAUAUACUAUCCAACAAUAGCCAUGCAUAAGAGCCGAUCACCUUAUAAAUGGUGCAAAGACAUGUGUUUAUCUACAGUGUCUAUAUGACACUGUUAAUGAUUUCCUCAUGGCACAAUUUAAUCAAGGCCUAUCUAUUUCCUUUAUAGGAAGCUCUCGUCUUGCAAUAAUGGCUGUUCUUGUAGGCUUUUUUGAUGGAUUACACCUUAAAACAUCUUCACCAGGGUAUGUUUAUGAAAUCAUGCAUUACUGCAAUAACUAUUCUGUUCUGAUGACUAUAAGGUCAAGCUCUGUUAGCCUUGACAGAGCCUCCCUUUGCCAACAUCUCUCUACUACUCUUUACAGUAGACAGUUUUCAAGUCGCAGCAGCUACAGCCAGGAGAUGUACAGAGUUGCCUGCCCUUACUAUAGAACAAGGUCAUAUAUGAUGGGAAUCACAUGGAGUGUGGCUAGUCCCUCGUAAAAUGAUCCUGGCAAAGAAUCAGCUGCCACAAAAGAUGUUCUAGAGUUAAACACCAUUUCUUUUAUCAGAGAUGACAACCUCUAAUACCCCAAACUGAGCUCAUAAGGGAUGAGAUUACUGAGCUGUUUAUCAUGACAGCUGAGCCUUUAUUCAGGGUAUCAUGGGGUACAAUCUCAUGGUGAAUAGUCAGACAUUCAAGGUUUCCACUCCAGAUUUGCCGGUACAUACACAAAACACUUCCCAUGCUCAUGACAUGAGAGCAAUGAUGACAAUAUGGGCAUUUUUUAAAAAAGGUAUCCCUUUGCCAACUUCAGGUAUAAAGCUGCUCUAAAAAAAUGUCACCCUUCUUCUUAUGCAAUCUGAAGGACAUUAUGUGAUCAGAAGGUCAAACAGGAUUAGCAGCCCUCAUGGCAGCCAUGGCAUCUCAUCCCACCCACCAGGGUGGGUUGACUGACUCCAACAAGCAGUUGACUGGAACUGCACAGCAGUUAUGUUUCUUUCUACCUAGUUUGAUAUUUGCCUACCUGUCAACUUCGGUGAGCACACAAGGAGGCAUACAUAUUCAGUGCAAACAUUGCUAAAUAUGAUGGUGAACUGGAGGUAAAAGUAUAGGCAUGGUAACAGGGAAGGGAGUCCUGAAAGUGAACUCUCCCAAAUCAAAGGUUAUUUUGGAGUCCAGAGGGGACAAUAACUGCCUUUGUUCCUUACAUACAACUCAACUGGCUAGGUUUACCCAAGCGUCUGAGACAGAAAAAGGGAAUGAAGGUACUAUAUGCGAGUACUUAAUUUUUGGGUAGGCACUGUUUACAGUGGUAUAAAACACUAGCAAAUAGCAGGCUUAGGCUAAAACUAUGCAAAUAUAAUACGUUAAGUAUUCCCCCCUCAUGGAAUGCUAAAUUGUCUUUGGUUUGGGAGCUUCCAUGGGUUCAUUUACACUGGGAGUGGAUAAAUGGCAGUAAGGUGAUCAGUUACUUUAUUUAGAAAGCUGAUUGAUUUUACAAAGACACUGAAAAGACACUGUGUAAUCUGUCCAGUCAGUGACCCCAUUAGGUAUAACACCACAGACAGGCACGGAGACUUUCUAAGCAACAGUGACCAUGCUUCCAUCAUGUCUUUCAUUCAUUCUGUGGGAGCCAUUGUUGUUGUUGUGAAAGUCUUUAACUUUAUGACUUGCAAACAGAACACGUUUUUGCAUUUUCUGUUUAAAAUUAAUGUACAAUGUUACAUGGCACACCAUUUUCUGAAUACAACUUCAUGUUUCCACUAGUUGGUAUACGGGCCCUUUCCUAUAUUCAUUCACACACUCUCCAUAUUUUUUCUAUCAAUUAUCAGAUACAUUCAGGUUGCUGAUCUUUCAGAAGAUUAAUAGGGACUUUCUGGAAAAGUAAUCCUCCCCUCGUUACUUUAAAAAUGGGUAUGAAAGGCAAGUACCAGUACACGCCCUUUCAGUUCCUUAAGAGAAACCAAAAUGUCACAAUCCCCCCUAGAAAUCUAUCCCUGCCAUGCUCAGAUAUUGGUAUGCAAUAAUUUCUCACACACUAAGUACCAGUGUAUAAAAUUUGUGUAAAAUUAAAACCUGUGACCAUGGAGAAGUGUUGGAAUUUAGUCCUCACAUCUGAGUCUAGAGCACUCCGAGUACUUUAGGUGCCAAAUCCAGGGCUGAGUUCAAGUACAUUGGUGACAAGUUUGAGUCCAAAGCACCAAACAUGAGUACAUCCAAGGCACAGUUUACAUAUUGACAAAAAAAUAAACUUUAUUUGUGUUUGUCAAGCAUUUUUUUGGGUCAAAAACUAUAGCCAAAAGAUAAAAAAUCAUGGACAACUGGGUAGAUGCCUAAGACAACUAUUUAGGUUGAAGAGUGAUGAAAAUCAUCCAACAUUGUGUCUAAGAAUUAUAAAAAUAAACAAAUAAAGUGUGAUACGUUAGAAAAAUUGCAUAUUGGAAAUCGCCAACAAAUUCAACUAUGAAAAGCUACAAGUGCAACAAAACCUUGGUCAGUGUUGGUCAAUGCGGGAAAUAAUGCGACGCUCACGGAGCAUAAGCUUGGCUCAUAUUAGCGCUCUAAUUUCCAUGGUAAGAGCUGCAGAGCAGAAAACUAGUCUAGCAUGUACAAUGUACUAGGAGCCUUCCUUGUACCCAGGGCACAGUAAGCAUUCUGUAUGUGUUAACAAGAGUGAAACUGCUGAGUCGUAUUGUGUUGUGUUCAAUGCAGUCUUCGCUCAUCACCCAGCAUCCAAAAAUGCAAUUGAUAAAAAGUGAAGUACUCAAAUGUUUUUCUCGAGUAUAAGGGUCGAGUACCUAAGGGCCAAGUAUGUAUACAAAAAAUCGUGUAUUGACUAUUAAGUUCAAUUAAUUUUCAAGUACUGAGUAUGAGUACUCUUACACUGCAAUGGAGUUCCUGUCUCUCACAAGCAGACUGUGUUUGAAAUGGAAAGGCCAUAUUACAUAUCAGUAUGAUAUGUAAUAUACUUACCACAGAGCACGUGUAGAUAUAUUUUUGUACCUACAUGUAUAUAGUCCAAGAGAUCUUGACUACAAAUAAUAGUUUCUUUUAUGUUGCUUUAUGCUUUGCUUCAAGGAUUUUGAAGACUUUCAAUUUUCAUGAGUGGAUUUCAGACUUCCUGAUUUGAAAAAGACAAAAAUGCAAAUGGACAAAUGUUUAAACUCAUUCUAUUUACUUGGGAGAGUACUUUGUUUCCAUUGCAGUCCUUGUAAAUGCAACCUUAUUGCUCUAUUUUUAUUCUUCCUUUUUUUUCAUAUGGUGGCUCUUAGGUUUUAGUCUGGAAGUGUGAGUAAUAAUGAGUAGGUUUGAUGUCGUAGAAGUAAACAUCAAUGGUAUGGUUAUUUUGCAAUUUUAAAUUGUAUUUCAUUGGGUGAUAUGGAGUUCUUGGCAGUAGGUGGGUGAGCAAAGUUUUCUUACGAAUAAUUUCAGUUAUGAAUUUUUGUGUCGACAGCUUCUUCCCAAAGUGAACUUGUCAGGAAAAGCAUUGAAGUUUUUAACUUCACUUUUCAGUUUGAUCAAAAAGCAUAUUCUAAACAGUUUUUAUACAUUAAAUAGGAGUACACCGUUACUCAAAAUUUGUUUCCAAUUAAACCCCAUUAGACCCUGUAAAAGUUUAAAAGGAAAAAAAAGUCAUUGGCCAGGUGUGUUUCUAAAGUCCAUUUGUUGGUCGUGUAAACCUUGAACAGUAUUUGAUCUUUGACAUUUGAUGACAUUGAUUAUGUUGUUUUUGGACAGGGCCAGCUUUGACAUUGCUAAAGGUUGUGUCAGUUCUUUUUGUAAACUUUCAGCGUCUGAAACCUACUGACAUAAUACUUGAUUUAGUAUUUGUAGUUGUGGCCAUGGCCCAGAUUUUGGGGCUGUGUGACGUUGUCCUUCUAUAACUCUGUUUUGCUAGCCAUAUAUGCAGGCACAUCGGGUGGAGCAAAUGCGUGUGUAAUAUGCAGUCAUUUGUCCAUUCGAUUUGUCUAAUUCUACCUGUGCCAGAAAUGGGGAGGGGGAUGAUAUGAAAAUUUGAAAAGGGGGGGACACAAUAUGACUCUAUAUAACAGUUGAUGUUAAUGAUUUUAUUGUACAUUUGUAUUCAGAAUGCCGUAUUUAUGGCCUAUUAUUUUCUCCUUACUUGAUGUUGAAUACAUUUUAGUUGUGGGAAGUCUGAAAAUUCUUUAAAUCUACUUAUUUUCUCACCACAAAAAAGUAGCCAUCAUUCAGUAGCCCAUCUCCCACCUCAAAAAGGGUAUGGGGGAUAUCCCUGUCCCGGGUGAUUUAGACCGAUGAAUUACACUGUUUUCGGGGAUAUAAUGAUUUUUUUCUGCUUAGGGGAGCACAGGGAAGAUCCCAAAGAUUCCCAUUCCUGUUUUUUGUAAGGAGAAAGGUCUCUCUGUGAAUAUUCUUCAUUUUUUCAGUUUCAAAUAAAUUUAUGUAAAUAAGUUUGAGGUAUUUCUGCAUUAAUGACACAUAAUGGAUACAAAUAUGGUGGCAAUUUAAACAAGACCUAGAAGAAAAAUGUAUAAUCAUUAAUUAGAAACUUGGGGAAUGAAAUCAAAAUAGAGUUUUAAUUGUCAGUUUUUGACAAAAAAAUUGUCUUUUUUUUAUGAUUGUUUCCUGCAAGUUCAGGACUAGACAAACCAUCUUUUUUCAAAGAGGUUAAAUUGUCCAAUAUCACGAUUUUUUCAAAUUGGUUUGGUCGGAUUUGUUGGGGUGUUUGUGUGUGCUAGCCUUACAUACCUAGUGUGGACUU